CCGGCCGAUCGCAGUCCGCACCGCUGGUCCCAGGAUGCUGAACGUUCCUUCGCCGGCUUUCCCCGCCCCCGGCUCGCAGCAGCGCGCCGCCUCGGGGGGGCGCAGCAAGGUACCUUUAAAGCAAGGCAGAAGUCUUAUGGAUUGGAUUCGACUGACCAAAAGUGGAAAGGAUCUCACAGGAUUGAAAGGAAGAUUAAUUGAAGUAACUGAAGAGGAACUUAUAAAACACAACAAAAAAGAUGAUUGUUGGGUAUGCAUAAGAGGACUUGUUUAUAAUGUUAGUCCAUAUAUGGAAUAUCACCCAGGUGGGGAGGAUGAACUGAUGCGAGCAGCAGGCUCAGAUGGUACAGACCUUUUUGAUCAGGUACAUCGUUGGGUCAAUUAUGAAUCUAUGCUGAAAGAAUGUCUUGUUGGCAGAAUGGCCGUCAAGCCUGUUGCGGUUGCUAAAGAGAAUCAUGAGAAGAAACCUUUAAAUGGCAUACUUCUCAAAAGCAAACUACCAGAUUUACCUGCCAAAGAAAUUUCUCCAAGCUAUGAUUGGUUCCAAACAGAAUCCUUAGUCACCAUUGUCAUAUAUACCAAACAGAAGGAUGUGGAUUCAGAGUCUGUAAUAGUUGACUAUCAAGAUGGUUGCUUUAGAGCAGAAAUUGUUAUCAACGAUUAUUCCUAUCUUCUACAUACUGAGUUGAGCCAUGAAAUUCAAGAGGACAUUACUGCACGUGUUGCAGAAAAAACGGGUAAAGUAGAGAUUAUUCUGAAGAAAAAAGAUAAUGUCUCUUGGAAGUAUCUUGGACAUCCCCUGGAGAAUCAUAAUUCAUUUACUGCACACAGAGAAAAAGGGCUAUACUAUAGGAAGUGCAAGCUGGUUUCCAAGGUGGAUGUUACCCAUGAUACCAAACUUUACUGCUUGAUGCUGCCACCAGAUACUCAUCUUCAGGUGCCCAUUGGGCAACAUGUUUACCUCAAGCUAACUGUUGCAGGUGCAGAAAUAGUGAAGCCGUAUACACCUGUAUUGGAGUCCUUACACUCAGAUUUACAGGAACCACUUCAUCCUCAUAACAAAUAUAUCUAUGUUAUUAUUAAAAUCUACCACACUGGACUUUUCACACCACAUUUUGAUUGUCUUCAAAUAGGGGAUUAUGUUUCUGUGAGUAGUCCUGAGGGCAACUUUAAAAAAUCUCAGCUCCAAGAUUUAGAAGAACUCUUCUUAUUGGCAGCUGGAACAGGUUUUACACCAAUGGUUAAAAUAUUGAAUUAUGCUUUGACUAAUACAACCAGUCUCAGGAAAGUGAAGCUGAUGUUUUUCAACAAGACAGAAGAAGAUAUCCUUUGGAAGAACCAGUUGGAACACUUAGCAGACAAGGAUAGAAGAUUUGAAGUUGAAUUUAUUCUCUCAGAGCCCACUUGUGAAUGGACGGGCAAACAGGGAAGAAUUUCAUUACCUCUUCUUUCUAAGUUUGUGAAAAGAAGCUUGGAAAACUCUAGAGUCCUCAUCUGCAUUUGUGGGCCAGCACCCUUCACAGAACAAGGAAUAAGAUUGCUGAAGGAUCUUAACUUUUCCCAAGAAGAGGUCCAUAGUUUUACUGCAUAGUGAAGAGCUCCUGCAGGAUCUUGCCAAAUUUAUGUAGCUGUUUCUGAGUGCUUGGAUUUUUUUUUUUAAAGGAAACUUUUUUUUAUACACAUAAUAGAAGGUGCCUACAAGGCCAGUCUUAGGGUUUCUUCAGUGACAUGCAGCUGUCUCUUCAAUAACAUCAUUUGUCAGACUUUAUCUUGGCAUUUCGACUGAUUUUACUACUACUGUUGGCUUUUCAUUUGGGUAGUUCAUUAUGGAGACAGUAUUUAAUGCUCUAGAUGAAAAAUGUUAUAGAAUCACUUUUAAAUGAUUCACUGUUCUACUGUAAGGCGCUAUUAUAAGUAUUUUAUGAUUCAUUAUGUGGUAAAUGGUCACUUUGAUCACAUUUCUAUGCUGUAAAAUGUCUUCUUAGCAAUACAGUCUGAAUUUUACAUUGCACUGUUAACUCAGGAAAUGAUCACUUAGGUUCUUGUUAUUAGUAUUAAACUAUGGAAUGUUAUGAUUUAUUGAAUGACCCAAACAAGAUUUUUUUAUGUAUAUGACAUUGAUACAAAGUAGGAUACAAUUAUAUGUAGGUAUUUUUUUAAUCCUCGUUGGAAAUGUGAUGAAUGUAGCAAGGGUGGACCUCUAGCUCUAAAAUCCAUUGUCCCUCUGUGUAUAACUUUAGAGCUGGAAGGGACCCUACAAGUCGUCAGAUCCAACCUUUUCAUUUAUAGAUGAGGAAACUGAGACCCAGAGAAAUUAGAAGUAAGUCAUUCACCCAAGGUCACAAAGCUAGUUAGUAUAUGGCAGCUGGGUCUUAGACCACAGGUAUCCCAACCCCCAGUUGAAAGUUGUAGCAUCUAAGAAGAAUUCAGGGAGAGAGAACUAUUUAGAAUUUUGGAUAAACCUUCGUGAAAAUGCUUGGAUACAGGAGAAAAUAACCCAAGAUAAAUGAUAGUAAAAGAGGCAGGUGUCACUUCUUUAACCAAAGUCAAAUUAAAAAUCUGGGCACAUCAGUGCAGAGAAUGUGACUUUCAUCAGCCAGAAGAAAGCAUUUGAAAGGUUGUUCCAUUGGGGGAGUAGAGAGGUGAUGGUGGGGGGGGAGAAUGCAGACUAGGAGUGGGUUAAGUUCUGAUACUUUAUUUUGAAACUGUUUGGCUGUCUGGUUUUAUAAGGAACAUUGUGUAACUACUUUGUUCUUUGCUUGUCAUUCUUCCCUUACCUCACAGUGGGGAAGUUUCCUGAUGGGGGUGUGAACAGUUUAUUCUUUCUUCUCACCAGUAUUAUAGACCUUCACCUGCUUCCAUGAGAGGCGUGCAGAAAAGGGCUGGCAAGAUAGCUAAAAUGAAGUGCACGUGGAUGGCUGAUUUUAUUGAAUGCCGAGUAAUGAAGUCAAAUAGCUGAAGUGACUUGGAUUUUUUUCAGAUUAGCUUAAUAUAUCAUCAUGUUGGAUAUUGUUUUCAUAGAGGUAAGGUAAAGUCUAACUUUUAUUUUACAAAAUUUGGUAAUUAGGUGACUGGUCUUGUGGCCAAGAACCAUACCUCAUCCUCCCAAUCCCAAUUGAAAAACCCUAAAUUGAGGAGGGAUGGAAAUGAAUGAGAUUCUGAGUUCUAUUACUGAACUUACCUCUAACUAGCUGUAUGAAAUGUGACUUAAACUUCUUUGAAUCUUAUUUUUCCUCAUCUAUAAAAUCAGUUUAUUUUUAAGGCCUCUUCUAGCUCUAAACUUGUAAGUUCAAAUCUUCUAAAGCACUUAAAAGUGUUCUGCAGUUCAGAAUGUCCAGAAAAGUCUUCCUCUACCUCUUUGUACCCCUCUGACUGAACUGAUUUCCCUUAAUUAAGCACCAGCAUUAAAAGAAAUAGUUGCUUAUUCAUUUGUGUUUUCUCUGUAUUAGAACUGGAACAUUGGAAUUUUCUUCUAGUUUUCAUCCUGAAUGUAUAUUUCAUCUACAUUAUGGGAUUAUGUGAGCUAGCCUUGAAACUUAACCACCUCAUUCGUGACUUUUGGGCACCUGGUGACAUUGACAUCCCACCUUUAUAUCCCUUGGCUUCCAUGAUACUCAUAUCUCCUAGUUCUCCUAUCUGUCUGCUUCUUUUCAGACUCCUUUGAGGCCCUUCUUCCUAGGCCCAAAGUAUGGGUGUCCCUGAUGGUUCUAUCCUUCUACCUUCUUUUCUCUAUAUAUUCCCUCCUUUGGUUGUCUCAUAUACUCCUGUAGCCCCAAAACUUCUUCACAGAUGACUCACAAAUUCCAAUCCCUCCCCUGCUGGGCAUCACCUGGCUUUCUCACAGACAGUGUAAAUGUCACAUAUCUAGAAAGUGAAUUGAGAGGCAGUUAGGUCACACAGCAGAUUGUGCACUGGGCCUGGAGUCAGGAAAAUCUGAAUUCUUAUUCAGCCUUCAGAAACUUUCCAGCUAGGUGACCAUGGGCAAGUCACUUCACCUUUGUCUGCCUCACUUUCCUCAGUUGUAAAAUGGGGAUAAUAAUAGCACUCACCCACCAACCUCCCAAGGUUGUUACUCCCUCCCCAUCCUAAACCCAGCCACAUCUAACUUCUAUAUUUCUGUUGGCGGCACCAUCAUCCCUUCAGUCACCAAAGUUUGAAACCUAGGAGACAUUUUUCACCCUUUUAUGUCAUUCUUCCCUCAUCCAUUCAGUUACCAAAUCCUCAUGAUUGCACCAUGGUAAUAGCUGUUUCAUAGAUUUUUUUAAUCAGCCUCACACUGCCACUGCUCUAGCUCAGGUCUUCAUCAUCCCUUUUCUAUACUGUUAAGAGCUCCCUGCCUCUAGUAUCUCUCCCUCCAAUACAUCCUACGCACAGGUGCCCAGAUAUCCUUAGUAUAUAGUUCUUUGAACAUGUCACAUCACAUAUAUGUCAAGGAUUUAGAUUUCAUUGGUGGAGGGAGUUCUUUCACAGCCCAUUAUAACUUAGUUGCCUGGAGCUCAAAGAGAUUGAUUGACUUGCCCAUGGCUAGUAACUGACAGAGGCAAGAUUUGAACCAGGACUUUGUGUCUCCAGUUCCUAGCCUCUGUUCCAUGCCAUAUCUCAACCAUGUCACUCCACUUCUCAGAAACCUUAAGUGUCUCCCUGUUUCCUUCACAGUAAAGUACAAAGCCCCAAGCCUGGCUUUUAAGGGCCUUACUCUGUCUUCAGCAUAUCUUUCCAGCCUUAUUUCACUCUCCCUUUAUGCAAUCUGUAUUCCAGAUGAACUAGAUAUUCCCUGAUAUAAUCCUAGAUACUCCCUGACCUUUUCAUGCACUCAUGCACAUUCUCUCAUCUCUGCAUUCAUACUGAUUGUUCCCUGUUGCUAAGACAUAUUGCAGCCUCAAAUUCUGACUCUUGAAAUUGUUCUCUUCCUUCAGGGUGAGUGGUCCCAGGUCCCAGCUCUUCCAUGAAACCUUCCUAGAGCCUUCCAGUUAGAAAGGAUCCCUCCCUUCUCAGAUUUUCCUGUAAAGUUUCCUUUUCUCUCAUUACUUUCUAACUUGUUACAUAUUUAUGUACAAAUCACAUUCCCUCGUUAGAUUGUAAACCCCAUGAGGGCAGGAAUUAUGUUGGGGGGUUUUUUCAGUCUUUGUAUUGGCACUCAGCACAGUGCCUGGCACAUAGUAGGUGCUUAAUAAAUGUUGGCUGAAGUGAAUUUGAAUUUAUAUAUUAUUCUCCUGAUCCCCAAUCUCCGCACAUAAGGACACAGCUCUUUAUGGAACUUCACACCAUUUGGAAAAGUAAGAAAAAAGAAUAUUUCCAGAGGGCAAUGGAAAUCUGUUUUAUGUUUAAAAAAAAAAGAAAAAAGAAAUCUUGAAGUUCCAUGUGUUUUGCUGAAAUAUAUUUCUUUGGUAAUUUUAAUCAGAUUAAAGAGAGGAAAAUGCCUAA
This is a messenger RNA of Vombatus ursinus (common wombat), 5424 nucleotides long. RefSeq names its product cytochrome b5 reductase 4. Gene Ontology annotation, biological process: generation of precursor metabolites and energy; superoxide metabolic process. The record is from RefSeq and is a predicted model, not a curated record. Gene Ontology annotation, molecular function: oxidoreductase activity; heme binding. NCBI's taxonomy places the organism in Eukaryota, Metazoa, Chordata, Mammalia, Diprotodontia, Vombatidae. Bases 35 to 1591 code for a protein of 518 amino acids. The transcript has 16 exons. Gene Ontology annotation, cellular component: endoplasmic reticulum.